AUGAUUUCUAGCAUUUUCCUCCUCAGUACCAUCCUAGUACUCUCAGCGGCGGCACCGGCAGCGGAGCUCCGAGGCUAUGUUGUGUACACCGGCGCGGCGAGCCCCAGCAACCUCGCCCUCAAGGAAGCCAUCAUCAACCGCAUGAGCGGCCAGCUGCUGAGAACCUACCGUCACGGGUUCUCGGGUUUCGCGGCCAGGCUGUCACCGCAGGAGGCUACCUUCAUCUCGAUGCAGCCAGGAGUGGUGUCGGUGUUUGAAGACACUUACUUGAAGUUGUUGACCACGCGGUCAUGGGGUUUCCUAGCAAGUUUGGAGGGUUCUUACGCCAAUCCCGCUUACCCUUACGCCUGCUCCUCUGAUAUCGUGGUCGGAUUCAUAGACUCCGGUAUAUGGCCGGAGUCGGAGAGUUUCCGACCAGCCAGCAGCGCCCCGCCGCCGGUAGGGUGGAACGGCACCUGCCAAACUUCUAAAGACUUCAACAUGAGUUCCUGCAACGGGAAAAUCGUGGGAGCCCGUUUCUACGUGGGGGAGAGCGCGAGGGACGUGGAAGGACACGGCUCCCACGUGGCCUCCACCGCCGCCGGGAUGGAAGUCAAAGCCUCCUACUACGGCCUGGCCGCCGGGACAGCGAGAGGGGGGUCCGAAUCCGCAAGAAUAGCUGUUUACAAGGCCUGCUUGCCGCUCUUCGGCUGCCUGUCGUCGGCCAUCCUCAGUGCGUUCGACGACGCCAUCCGUGACGGCGUAAACGUCAUUUCGGUGUCGGUAGGCAGCACGCAGCUCACUCCUCUGGACUUCACCGAGGACCCUAUCGCAAUAGGGGCCUUUCAUGCGACGGAGCGGGGCAUCCUCGUGGUCUGUGCAGGCGGGAAUUCCGGGCCGGCUCGAUCUAGCAUCAAGAACGACGCGCCCUGGAUCCUCACGGUGGCGGCUUCCACAAUGGACAGAAACUUCGAAACCAACGUGGUCCUGGCCGGAGCCAACAAAACUAUCAAAGGUCGAUCGAUCGGGUUUUCCAAGUUGAGUAGGUCCCCAAUAUACCCUUUGACCACCGGCGAGGCAGCUGUCGACAAGAACCGGCAAGCAGCAAGGGAAUGCCACUUGGAUUCUCUCAAGGCAUCCAAGGUGAAAGGGAAGAUAGUAGUUUGCGAAACGUCGGCUUCGACAACCUAUCUGUCCGACCAAAGAGCCGAGAUAGUAUCCAAAGGUGGUGUUGGUAUGGUGGUGGUAAGCGACACGGAGAGUAGGGUGCCUGGCUUCUAUGGUGACUUUCCGAUUACCAUCGUGAGUUUGGAAGAAGCUAACAAGUUGAUGACCUAUCUGAACACUACCAGGAACCCCAUGGGAACAAUCCUUGGAACAGUGACGGUUGGGCACCAGAAGCCUGCUCCAGAAGUGGCCUUCUUCUCUUCAAGGGGGCCAUCCAUGGUCUCGGGAAACAUAAUCAAGGCAAGUUUCAUUUUGCCGGACAUCACCGCGCCGGGGGUGGCUAUCUUGGCGGCCUGGACAGGCAACGACUCCUCCAUAGCGACGCCAACCGGAAGAGCUCCACCGGCAUAUAUCAUUAUAUCGGGGACAUCCAUGGCGUGUCCCCACAUCUCCGGUGUGGCCGCCAACGUAAGGUCCGCCGUUCCCACCCUCACUGCCGCCGGCGUUAAGUCCGCCAUCAUGACCACAGCUGUGUCCACCAACAAUUUAGGGACGGCCAUCACCACCGAUGAAGGCGACUGGGCCACCCCCUACGACAUUGGCGCCGGCAUCCUCCAGCCAACAAGAGCCUUGAGACCGGGUCUCAUCUACGACACCACAGCCGAUGAAUACCUUCAGUUUCUGUGCUACCACGGGUACAACACCACCACCGUCAAGUCGAUCUCGAGGACAGCCGCAAGAAGCUUCCGAUGCCCUGCCGGUGGUGCCAACCGCGACCUCAUCUCUUCCCUCAACUACCCCUCCAUCUAG
Molecule: messenger RNA, 1956 nt
Organism: Linum tenue
Lineage: Eukaryota; Viridiplantae; Streptophyta; Magnoliopsida; Malpighiales; Linaceae
Source: the annotation of a GenBank genome assembly